UAUACGCUCGAUGACACAGUUUCCACUCCAUCCCGUUCUGUCAGUCCUCCACCUCCUCUCCUGUUGAGAACUCAGCCGAACAGAGCAUUGCUCCGCAGAAUUUUUGCUAGCUCAUCCUCCAACUGCAGAUCGAUCAUGAGCUACCAGCAGGGCUACCCGCCGCCAGGCACCGCAGCAGCGUACCCUCCGCCGGGCCAGCAGCAGGCCUACGUCGCGCCGCCGCCGUCCACCUACCCGCAGGACCAGCAGUACCCUCCCGCCGGCGCCGACACCACGAGCCGCGGCGGGCACGGCCACGGCGGCGAUGGCUUCUUGAAAGGAUGCUGCGCCGCGCUGUGCUGCUGCUGCCUCCUCGACGCCUGCUUCUGAUCGAGCUUGACCCAUCUUGUUCGACCGUCACGAUCAGGCGCGGCAUAUAGAGUAUACUGUAGUACAGUAUUUUUUUUUUAGGUUGCCGUGUUGAAUACUAGUCCCAGAACACGAUUUCUUGCGUGUGAUGGUGUGCGUUGCUCCAUUCGUACGAUUCAGAUAGAGAGGGACGUGUGAGAUUCAUCUAGUGGCCUUAUUGAAUAAAAUGCAUAUUUCUCUUGGUGUUA
This is a messenger RNA of Triticum aestivum (bread wheat), 596 nucleotides long. RefSeq names its product cysteine-rich and transmembrane domain-containing protein WIH2. The coding region runs from base 136 to 369 and encodes 77 amino acids. Lineage: Eukaryota; Viridiplantae; Streptophyta; Magnoliopsida; Poales; Poaceae. Gene Ontology annotation, cellular component: plasma membrane. The record is from RefSeq and is a predicted model, not a curated record. The transcript is spliced from 3 exons.